UGUAGUCCCUGUGACAAGAGAAGUGUAAACAAACAACAUGGCGAGGGUGGCAUUCCAUGUCAAGAUCUCUGAAGGUUUUGGUUAUUUUAACAACUAUGAAAAUGCCUUACAAGAAAUCCAGUGUUUCCAGAGAGACACUGGAACCUACUUCUGCCAGGCCUGGAGCCACAUGAAGGAAUAUAACCACCAAGAUGUGAAGCCUGUUGCACACAAAAUUUUUUGGAAUGAUGGUGAAAACAGCAAAAUUAAAAAAUGCCACUUAGACUAUGAUGGAAUACCAUACAUUGUUCUUGGAAGUCGCAUAUAUGAUUGUCAGUAUGGUGUUGAUCGUAAUUUAAAUCAUAAACGAAGAUAUAAGGAGGCUCAAAUGAAGGGUGACAAUUUGUUCAAGAAACGCUACCAUCGCAUCCCAGGGACCAAGAAACAAGAUUGCCCAGCACAAAUUUAUCUCCGAGACAUAAUAAAAUUUCCAAAUUUCAGAAUAACAUCUAAUACAGAAUACUACAGAAAGAAGGCAUCUUCUCAAGUGCAGAAUGCCAUAAAAGAAGGAAAUGCAUGUGGAGAAAGAAGGACGUAUGUACACUUUCCCUAUAUGUCCGAUCAUAAAAAUCAUUGUGUAGAGGAGGUACAGGGGUUGAAACAUCCCAUUGACUCAAGAGUUAAAAAGAAGAUACAAGACUUAGUUGCUGAAGGGAUGACUGACAGUAAAGCUCUUAAAACAGCCCUUCGACUGUUUGUACAGACAGAGAUAUUUGCAGGACAGGAUUCACCAUCAAAAAGCAAUCGGCAUUUCUUUCCUAGAAAGUCAGAACUCGAAAAUUGUGUCAGUUUGGCCACAAUUAAGCUAAGAAUAUCAGAAUCUGACCAGGAAAAUGUCAAAGCCAAAAUUAGAGAAUGGCAGGAGUGUCAACCAGAGGACAAAUUUUAUUUCAGACCUUAUGCAGAUGUCAAAGAUGAGGCUUCAUUUCACCCUUGUGAUUAUGGCCAGCAGUUGUUGGUUGUACAUCAAACUAAAUGGCAGUGCCAGUUAUUAGAUUGCUAUGGCCAAGAGUUCUGUAUUUUGGAUGGGACAUACAAGAAUCUGGAGAAUUCUCUACCACUGUUUUUCCUGGUUGUUAAGACUAAUGUUGAUUAUCAAGUUGCUGCAUCUUUUCUGGUGCAGAGUGUAACAGAGACAGCUGUAAAAGAGGCACUUAAUGUUUAAGAAUGGAAUCCUAAAUGGAAGCCUUCAGUCUUUAUGUCUGACUUUUCAAAAGUAGAAAUUUCUGCUAUUGAAGAAUCAUUUAAUAAUGUAAAAGUUCUACUUUGUGACUACCAACGUGAACAAGCAUGGGAGAGAUGGGCACUAAAUGCUGAUGGUGGUGUUUAUUCAAUAAAAGAGGAAGUUCUUUUUAACCUAAGAACACUAGCUCACUCCAAUUCAUUACAAGAGCUUAGUGAAGCAGAGAAGCACUUAUUCAACAGUGACCUAUGGUUAAAGAACCAAAAGUUACGAAAGUGGUUUGGAAAAGUCUGGCUUCCUGAACAUCAGAGAUGGGUCUGGGCAUACCGAAAAGAUCACCUUCCUGACAUCAACACCUAUAGUGGGAUCAAACAACUUAACGAAACUUUCAACUAUUUCUAUACGAAGAAUCCACAUCAGCAUGCUCUUAGUGGAUUGCUUGUGGUUCUUGUGAAAUAUUUUAUACCUGAUUUGUACACUAAAUAUAUACAGAGAAGUGCUGAAGAAGAAAUAGAAACCAGCAUUCCAGAGGAAUCACAGACGUAUGAGCAACCUGAAGAAAACUUUGCACUGAAAUGUCGUGAAGUGAUUGACCAUAUCCGCAGUUAUACUUUCCUCUUGGAUGAUCCAGUGAUACUGAAGGAACUCUAUGAAUCUCUCUUAAUUGCAUUUGACACUGUUUUAGAUUAUGCUGAGGGUAAAAGGGGAUCCUCAUCAAGGGAGAAAGAACAUAAAUCAAAGUUAAAUCAGAUCUUGGAUUAUGAAAAUAAAUCUUGCCUCAAAUUAUCACAGGAAAGAAAGGAAAGGUUGAGAGUUCCAGUACAGGAAAAUGCCUGUGUAAGUUCUGAAACUUAUGAAGUAUUAGCACCCAUUGAGGAUAAUAAUAAAUUUGGUGAUCUUAUAGUUGGGUCAGAAUGGACUCAUCCUGAAAGUGAAGGUGUCGAGGCUUGUGUUGCCUACGAAACAGUUAUGGAGAGUAGUAACUGUGAAAUGGCAAUGGAAUCAGUGCAAAGUGAAGAAACUAUGCACAUGAAACCAUUGCAUAUCAGUAGAAACUCAAAUGUAAACCAGCCCUUGGAAAAUGAAAAAAGCAUUAUCAAAGUCUGUGUAGGGGAAAAGUCGUGUAUAAGGCCUAGGAUUUUUCAAGUUCUAGUUCCAGUUGAAGAGAAUAAUAAAUUUGAAGAGAUUGAAAUUGUUGCAAAGGAAAAACCAACUGUUACAUCAGAAACUUACCAGGUUUUGGUACCUGUUGAAGACAAAAGUCAACUUGGUGAUUUUGUGGUGGAAUCAGACUGGACUCACUCACAAAGUAGCGAGGUAGCAUCUUAUGUGACCAUUUCAGAUACUAGUCAGAGAAAGAGAAAAAGAAUAGCAAAGGGGACAUCUGUUAAAGUGGAAAAAGUAGAGGAUGAUGAUAAAGCACACAGAUCUGCUAACAGUCUUAACAAAUCACAAACAGUUGAUGGAUUAGAUAUGGCUAUAUUCAAAGCUUCCUUGUGAAAAUUAGGAGACUCUUGAUAGACCUAAGCAAUGAGUUGAUAUACACCACAACUGUUUCAUGGAAUUGUCCUGAAAACCAAAGCAUGUUUUUCUACCUUUUCCCAUGCUCUCUCGCCCAUCCCCUUUCUACCCAUCUCACCUGUCGCCUCUUCCCAUUCCCUCUUCCUCCAAGGCCCAUGCCCAUUCUUCACUUUCCGUGCCCUGCCACCCCUCCUCUUUCCACUUACCCCCUUUUGGAUCUUUCAGCACUGGUGAGCUCUGCUGCCUCUACCACAUACCAUGUAUUGCACUUUACAACAUAAUUCAGAGUAUUUAAUAUAUGGUAUUUGUAUUCUCAAAUUUCUUAAGGUACAUGUCCUCUAGGGGAGGAUUCUUGAUACUGGUGAGAGGCUCUUGAUCUAAGGAAUUGGACCUGCCCUCUCGUUCCUUGGAUUGAAUCUAAAUGCCUUUCAUCCCCAGGUGCUGUAUAACCCUUGUGGGUUUAGCACUCUCCAUAACUGCAUUUAAGAUGCAUAAAAUUAAUAUAUAAUAAGGCUACUUAAAAUAUUUCAAACUGAAGUUGAUCAAGGGUGUGUUAGCUUAUGAAAUAAAUUUAAAUCCCAGAACUAAUAGGCAUCCUGCACUGUAUAACCUUGGUGGUUUAGGGCUUGCUUUUUUAUUAUAAUAAUAAUAAUCAGACCUGCUGAAAUAACUAGUUUUUAUUAAAAAUGACUUUAAAUUUUUUUAAUUUGACUUGCCAAAUAUUCUAAAGUAAAAAAUAUCUAAUCUAAGACAUUCAGAUCAUGCAAAGCACCUAGUGAUAUACAUCAUUAGCUACAGUGUCUUAUACUGCACCUAGUGACUGGUACAUUACUGAGUAUAGUGCCUUAAACAGGACAUCUAAGGUCUUUCUUUCAAUGCCCCUGCUGUAUCCCACUGAAGCAGGGUGGCUCAAAAAGAAAAACAAAAGUUUCUCUUUACAAAUUUAGUAAUGUAUACAGGAGAAGGGGUCGCUAGCCCCUUGCUCCAACAUCUAAGGUAUAUGCUGUAAUUUAUUUUUUCCAACAUGAUGGCUACACAUGGUGCACACAUGACAGCUGCACAUAACACGAUAGCUGCACAGCACACAUGACAGCAGCACAUAACACAGCUGCACAACACACACAUGACAGCUGCACAUAACAUGAUAGCUGCACAACACACAUGACAGCUGCACACGACACACAUUUAGGAAUAAAUUAUGGUAAGUAUGGAGAGAAACUGGAAAAUAAUGUAAUGCAGUUUUUUAAUGAAAAAUUUAUAUUAACCAUAAAAGUAAAAGUAGAUUGUAAGUUACCAGAUUGUAUCCGAGUUUUCAAAUAUACGUAAUUCUAGUUA
This is a messenger RNA of Cherax quadricarinatus, 4078 nucleotides long. RefSeq lists its product as uncharacterized. The record is from RefSeq and is a predicted model, not a curated record. Gene Ontology annotation, molecular function: DNA-binding transcription factor activity. Lineage: Eukaryota; Metazoa; Arthropoda; Malacostraca; Decapoda; Parastacidae.